Messenger RNA from Closterium sp. NIES-65, 3582 nucleotides. The record is from the annotation of a GenBank genome assembly. Lineage: Eukaryota; Viridiplantae; Streptophyta; Zygnematophyceae; Desmidiales; Closteriaceae.
AUGGGGAAGGCGGCAUGGGAGGUUCUUCGUCCGCCUCUAACUCCUCUGCAAUCGCCAUGGGAGUAUCAAGCUCCAGAUGUUGACACCACUCCUCCAACUAUUGCUCCUGGUCGUCCAUCGAUCGCCCCCCUGCUUGCUGCGCUCCUUGGGGUGCCCAGGGAACCCUCGGCUGCCCCCCUGGCUGCUGCGCUCCCUGGGGUGCCCCGGUCACCCCCGGCUGCCCCCCUGCCUGCUGCUCUCCCUGGGGUGCUCAGGGUACCCUCGGCUGCCCUCCUGCCUGCUGCACUCCCUGGGGUUCCCCAGGCACCAUCGGCUGCCCUUCUGCCAGCUGCACUCCCUGGGGUGCUCCGGUCACCCCCGGCUGCUCCCCUGCCUGCUGCUCGCCCUGGGGUGCUCGGGUCACCCCCGGCUGCCCCCCUAGCUGCUGCUCCCCCUGGGGUGCUCCGGUCACCCCCGGCUGCCCCCCUAGCUGCUGCUCCCCCUGGGGUGCUCCGGUCACCCCCGGCUGCCCCCCAGCCUGCUGCUCUCCCUGGGGUGCUCCAGGCAUCCUCGGUUGCCCUCCUACCUGCUGCACUCCCUGGGGUGCCCCGGGCACCCUCGGCUGCCCUCCUGCCUGCUGCACUCCCUGGGGUGCCCCAGGAACCCUCGGCUGCCCUCCUGCCUGCUGCACUCCCUGGGAUGCCCCGGGCACCCCCGGCUGCCUUCCUGCCUGCUGCACUCCCUGGGGUGCUCCGGGCACCCCUGGCUCCCCACCUGCCCACUGCACUCCCUGGGGUGCCCCGGGCACCCUCGGCUGCCCUCCUGCCUGCUGCACUCCCUGGGGUGCUCCGGGCACCCCCGGCUGCCCUCCUGCCUGCUGCACCCCCUGGGGUGCCCCGGGCACCCCCGGUUGCCCCCCUGCCUGCUGCACUCCCUGGGGUGCCCCGGGCACCCCCGGCUGCCCUCCUGCCUGCUGCACUCCCUGGGGUGCCCCGGGCACCCUCGGCUGCCCUUCUGCCUGCUGCACUCCCUGGGGUGCCUGCUGCGCUCCCUGGGGUGCCCCGGGCACCCUCGGCUGCCCUCCUGCCUGCUGCACUCCCUGGGGUGCCCCGGGCACCCCCAGCUGUACCCCUUCCUGCUGCACUCCCUGGGGUGCCCCGGGCACCCCCAGCUGCCCCCCUGCCUGCUGCACUCCCUGGGGUGCCCCGGGCACCCUCGGCUGCCCUCCUGCCUGCUGCACUCCCUGGGGUGCCCCGGGCACCCCCAGCUGCCCCCCUGCCUGCUGCACUCCCUGGGGUGCCCCGGGCACCCUCGGCUGCCCUCCUGCCUGCUGCACUCCCUGGGGUGCUCCGGGUACCCUCGGCUGCCCUCCUGCUUGAUGCACUCCCUGGGGUGCCCCGGGCACCCCCUGCUGCCCUCCUGCCUGCUGCACUCCCUGGGGUGCCCCGGGCACCCUCGGCUGCCCUCCUGCCUGCUGCACUCCCUGGGGUGCCCCGGGCACCCUCGGCUGCCCUCCUGCCUGCUGCGCUCCCUGGGGUGCCCCGGGCACCCUCGGCUGCCCUCCUGCCUGCUGCACUCCCUGGGGAGCCCCGGGCACCCCCGGCUGCCCCCCUGCCUGCUGCACUACCUGGGGUGCCCCGGGCACCCUCGGCUGCCCCCCUGCCUGCUGCACUCCCUCGGGUGCUCCGGGUACCCUCGGCUGCCCUCCUGCCUGCUGCACUCCCUGGGGUGCCCCGGGCACCCUCGGCUGCCCUUCUGCCUGCUGCGCUCCCUGGGGUGCCCCGGGCACCCUCAGCUGCCCUCCUGCCUGCUGCACUCCCUGGGGAGCCCCGGGCACCCCCGGCUGCCCCCCUGCCUGCUGCACUCCCUGGGGUGCCCCGGGCACCCUCGGCUGCCCCCCUGCCUGCUGCACUCCCUGGGGUGCUCCGGGUACCCUCGGCUGCCCUCCUGCCUGCUGCACUUCCUGGGGUUCCCCGGGCACCUCCUGCUGCCCUCCUGCCUGCUGCACUCCCUGGGGUGCCCCGGGCACCCUCGGCUGCCCUCCUGCCUGCUGCACUCCCUGGGGUGCCCCGGGCACCCUCGGCUGCCCUCCUGCCUGCUGCUCUCCCUGGGGUGCCCCGGGCACCCUCAGCUGCCCUCCUACCUGCUGCACUCCCUGGGGAGCCCCGGGCACCCGCGGCUGCCCCCCUGCCUGCUGGGCUCCCUGGGGUGCCCCGGGCACCCUCAGCUGCCCUCCUGCCUGCUGCACUCCCUGGGGUGCCCCGGGCACCCCCGGCUGCCCCCCUGCCUGCUGCACUCCCUGGGGUGCUCCGGGCACCCUCGGCUGCCCUCCUGCCUGCAGCACUCCCUGGGGUGCCCCGGGUAACCCCGGCUGCCCCCCUGCCUGCUGCACUCUCUGGGGUGCCCCGGGCACCCCCGGCUGCCCCCCUGGCUGCUGCUCUCCUUGGGGCGCCCCGGGCACCCAGGGCUGCCCCCCCACCCGCGGAGCUCCCGGGGGUGUCUCGGUCGCCCCCGGCUGCCCCUCCGCCUGCUGGGCGGCGGCUCCGCUUCCAGUUCGGCCUUGCGUCUUACGGGCGUGUCCGACCUCCAGCUGCCCCCGCGCCGGCAGCUCCCGCCGCUCCCCCUCCGACAGCUCCUGCUGCCCUCCCCCCGACAGCCCCAGCUGCCCUCCUGUUGGCAGCUCCUGCUGCUCCUUCCCCGGCAGCUCCUACUGCCCUCCUGCCUGCAGCCGGACCUGGUUCCCUGAUUGGUCCUGCUGCACCUCUGGCAGUAGCUCGGCCAUCUCCACAUCCACCACUUGCUGCUCCCUUGCCGGCAGCUGCCCCACCCCCAGCGGCUUCUGCUACUCUUCCCUUGGCAGCUCAAGCUGCUCUCCCCGGGGCGGCCCCUGCUGCCCUCCUGCCUGUGGCCAUGCCUGGUUUCCCGAUUGGUCCUGCUGUGACUCUGGCUGUAGCUCGGCCAUCUCCACUUCUACUAUUUGCUGCCCCCCAGCCGGCAGCAACUGCUGCCCUCUCGCCGGCACCUCCUGCUGCCCUCUCGCCGGCACCUCCUGCUGCCCUCUCGCCAGCACCUCCUGCUGCCCUCUCGCCGGCGCCUCCUGCUGCCCUCCCGCUGGCACCUCCUGCUGCCCUCCUGCUGGCACCUCCUGCUGCCCUCCCACUGGCACCUCCUGCUGCCCUCCUGCCUGCAGCUCCUGCUGCCCCCCCGCCGGCAGCUCCAGCUGCCCUCCCGCCGGCCGCUCCUGCUGCUCUCCCUUCGGCAGUACCUGCUGCUCGCCUGCCGACCGUGCCUGCCGCCCUCUUGCCUGCGGCUCUUGCUGCCCUCUCGCCGGCAGCUCCUGCUCCCCUCUCGCCGGCAGCUCCUGCUCCCCUCUCGCCAGCAGCUGCUGCUCCCCUCUUGCCGGCAGCUCCUGCUGCCCUCCCGCCCGCCGCACCUGCUGCUCCCUUGCUUGUGGCUUCCGGGCCUCCCCCAACAGCCAGUUUUGCUGCCCCCCCUCCUGCCUCGAGGGUUGGGUCCCCGCUGGACUCCAUUGCUGCACUUCCGCCCGGGCUCUCCGUCUCUGUUCCUGCCUUUGGGCCAGAUGAGGCCCGCUCGGAGCUGUGA